Molecule: messenger RNA, 1914 nt
Organism: Branchiostoma floridae (Florida lancelet)
Lineage: Eukaryota; Metazoa; Chordata; Leptocardii; Amphioxiformes; Branchiostomatidae
Product: mitotic checkpoint protein BUB3-like
Exons: 8
Coding region: 197-1201 (334 amino acids)
Biological process (GO): mitotic spindle assembly checkpoint signaling
Cellular component (GO): bub1-bub3 complex; kinetochore; mitotic checkpoint complex
Molecular function (GO): ubiquitin binding
Source: RefSeq, a predicted model, not a curated record
AGCAAAGCAUGUUUCUUUGGAUAUCAUGAUAUCACACUUCUGAUACAUUUGUACAAAUCCUGUUAUCCAUGAUUUACCUAUUAUUUAACAUAAUGGUAUGGUCCAACUGAUGCCGCCAUCUUUGAGAACAACCGACACGAGAACUUCUGAGAAGAGAGAAAGUUGAGUAUAAAAGGAAACGUACCAGGCCACAAAUAUGCCGACUGUUGCCGAAACGCCGAACGAGUUCAAGUUGAACAACUGCCCGACAGACGGCAUCUCAGCGGUGAAGUUCAGCCCAACCAGCUCCCAGCUGCUGCUGGUGUCGUCAUGGGACUGUUCGGUGAGACUGUACGACGUGGCCGGGAACAACCUCAGGAACAAGUACACACAUUCCAGCGCCGUCCUCGACUGUUGCUUCUUUGACCCAGUGCACCCCUACAGUGGUGGACUGGACCAGAUGCUGAAGACAUGUGACCUGAACACAAGCCAAGAAACUGUUGUUGGGAACCAUGAUGCACCCAUCCGCUGUGUGGAGUACUGUCCUGAUGUCAACGUGGUCAUCACAGGCAGCUGGGACCAGACUGUCAAGCUGUGGGACCCACGCACACCCUGUAACGCUGGGUCCUUCUCACAGCCGGGGAAGGUGUACACAAUGGCAGUUACCGGUGAUCGACUGAUAGUGGGAACAGCAGGUAGACGAGUGUUGGUGUGGGACCUGAGGAACAUGGGAUAUGUGCAACAGAGACGAGAGUCCAGCCUGAAGUACCAGACCCGCUGCAUCAGGGCCUUCCCCAACAAGCAGGGCUAUGUGCUCAGCUCCAUAGAGGGCCGGGUAGCUGUGGAGUAUUUAGACCCCAGCCCUGAGGUACAGAAGAAGAAAUAUGCCUUCAAGUGUCAUCGCAUCAAGGAGGACGGAAUUGAGAAGAUCUACCCUGUCAAUGCCAUUGCCUUCCAUAGCAUGCACAACACAUUUGCUACAGGAGGUUCAGAUGGUUUUGUGAACAUCUGGGACGGUUUCCACAAAAAGAGGCUGUGUCAAUUCCACCGCUAUCCCACCAGCAUUGCUUCCCUUGCCUUCAGCCAUGAUGGCAGCGUCCUGGCUAUUGCUUCAUCCUACAUGUAUGAGGAGCUGGAUGUGGAACAUCCAGAGGAUGCCAUCUACAUCCGUAAUGUCACCGAUCAGGAAACCAAACCCAAAACCUCAGGAGCAGCUUCUUGAAACAAAAGCCACAGAGGACAACAAUUCUGACUUUGUGCAGUUCAAGAAAGACAAGUACAUAAUGUAGUAUGGUGCCAGCUUCAUUACAGAGAAUGUUUCCCAAAACUACGUGGAAAUUGAAUUGCAUGCUAGAUACACUGUAUAACAGAAGUACUGUACAGGUAGGCUUUAUGAUAUAUGAUAGCUUAAAGAAUAAGAUAAGCAAUUAAUAUACAUGUAGCAUAUUCAUAGACCUCUAAGUAAAAUUAAAAUAGCUGGAGUUUUUUCCUACAUACAGAAAAUAAAGGAAAUACUUUGUACAUAUUGUAGUGUUUUGGUAGUACAAUUAAUUCAUAAUUGCAUCUCAGGUGGAUGUCAUAAGUUUGAUUUUUUAUUGGCUUGGAACUAAUCAUUUUUAGCUUGUAUUUCAGUACUUAUUAUCCUCAUACCUGGUAGUACUUAGGAUAGGAGAGUUGUAAAGGUUGUACAUGUACCAUUAGGAAUCAUAGGAGGAGUUGUGUGGCCAUAACCUAAACAGAAAUACAGAAGAAGAUGGAUAGGGAACUAUAUCUUACCGAAGAAACAUAUAUGCUGUAGACCCUCACCCUUCUCCCAAAAAAGAAAUGUUUGCACUUGAAUUCCUUGCCUCCAACAUGAUGUCCUGGUCUAUUGUCAACAUUUUCUUUUGUUACACGCUGUCACUAAUGUUGAAUAAAGUACAGUUGUUUUCCUGA